Messenger RNA from Spodoptera frugiperda (fall armyworm), 819 nucleotides. RefSeq lists its product as uncharacterized. Lineage: Eukaryota; Metazoa; Arthropoda; Insecta; Lepidoptera; Noctuidae. The coding region runs from base 67 to 819 and encodes 250 amino acids. The transcript is spliced from 2 exons. The record is from RefSeq and is a predicted model, not a curated record.
UGCAACAAAGUCACAAAUAGCCAAAUCUGCAAAAUCGAACUAAGUAUGCCAAACUGUUUCUGAAUCAUGCCUUUACUUGGGGCAACAAAAACAUCCGCGGAGGUAUCUCAAAAUUCUACUAGAUGGCGCGAGUGCCUUUGUGGUUAUUGGCGGUUUUUCCAUGCGCUUUGGGCCGACAACGCUUCAUUGGACAGUAGUGCCCCGCGCCCGCGAGUGUUUGACGUACGUUGGAGCUACAGCCACACAAAGAGAGCAAUGGGUUCCCGAAGUAAAAAAAUUCUUUCUAUGGUUCCCAUUCCCGACAAUAAUUUAAAGAAAAACAAUACAUUCGUUGAAAACUGGUUAGCGAACUGUCAUCCGGAAGAUCAGGACAAUGAUCAUGAUUCCAAGUUAGAAUCCUCUCGUUUUUCCGUAAAUAAUAUCACCAGUACUUCCUGCAAAGCAAAAAAUGAACUGUCAGCUACUGACAGGAGCACAGUAUGUGAUAAUGCCGUGGAUACAGUAAUUCAAGAAGUAAAUGCUGAUUUAAUUUUACUAAAUACCGUAACAGAGAAUGUCACAUCGAAAGAUAUUGAAAACGCAGUCAUUACUACAGAUAGCAAAACAUUUAACCUUUCUGAUGAUGAAGAAAUAGUUUCAUCCAAUGUUGUUAUCGCAGAUGUAGUGCCAGAAACCACAUUAGCAAAAAGUAUGCUAAGGCCAGAUACUGUCUCGAAUGAAAUGAACUCAGAUAACAAUGAAGAUUUUUCCGCAAGUGAUGGAUCUGAAUAUGAACCACCGCAAAAAAAGGCACAAAAAAGUUUUUCAGCCAAUUCGUAG